Molecule: messenger RNA, 566 nt
Organism: Culex quinquefasciatus (southern house mosquito)
Lineage: Eukaryota; Metazoa; Arthropoda; Insecta; Diptera; Culicidae
Product: tubulin polymerization-promoting protein homolog
Exons: 3
Coding region: 73-414 (113 amino acids)
Biological process (GO): microtubule polymerization
Molecular function (GO): tubulin binding
Source: RefSeq, a predicted model, not a curated record
UUGCUGUGGGUUGGUCGUGAUUUACCAAAUUUUCGUGAUUUGAUUCAAAUUCAAAAGUACAAAAACAGAUAAAUGGCCAAAGUAAUCGUUCCAGGGCCUGAACUGCCCUCGCUAGAGUCCAUGUUUUCGUCAUACGCCAAAUAUCGUCCUUCUCUGAACACAUUUCAGGGGGACGGAAAGCGGAUUCUCCUUUCGCAAAGCGACGCCUGGAUGCAACAAGCCCGAUUGGUGGGGGCGAAACGAGUUUUCUCCCUCACGGAAACCGGGGUAAUGUUCUUUAAAUUAAGCAAAUCAACGCUGGAUUUUGACGAAUUCCUGCAGUUUCUGGAAUCGUUGUGCGCCAGCAAGGGUGUUGGCUUUGAGGAAGUUAAGACCAGCCUGGUGAGCUGUGGACCGCCCGGAAUCGUUUCCUGACAUCGGUUUGGCAGCGUGACGCUGAUGGCGUAUCUGGACGAUGUAAUGAUGGAUGAUGGCGAGAACAAUGGGCAAGAACCGAGUGCAGAAGAAGCAGCUAAGGCGAUGUUAUUGAAGUUUGAAAAUGUGACAUUUACAAAUUAAAAAGUAUU